This is a messenger RNA of Pseudomyrmex gracilis, 7130 nucleotides long. Its product is annotated as protein turtle-like. NCBI's taxonomy places the organism in Eukaryota, Metazoa, Arthropoda, Insecta, Hymenoptera, Formicidae. Gene Ontology annotation, cellular component: axon; plasma membrane. Gene Ontology annotation, biological process: axon guidance; homophilic cell-cell adhesion; dendrite self-avoidance. The transcript is spliced from 15 exons. Gene Ontology annotation, molecular function: cell-cell adhesion mediator activity. The record is from RefSeq and is a predicted model, not a curated record. The coding region runs from base 144 to 4184 and encodes 1346 amino acids.
UGAGAGCGACACGUUGCGGGGGUUAAAGUGGCUGUUGAGAAGGGCGAGGAGGUGGCGAGGCUCGUAAAAAUCAGCACCGGGGGCGCAAGAUCCGGGCAGCGGUAGUGGUGGCGGAGCGGCAAGAGUACUAUGGGAGCGGGGGUAUGGGGGGCGGAGGAGGGCUACAAGCCACGGACCUCCGGCGAAGGCUCGAGUUCCAGUGCACUGGCGGAACUUGUUCGCAGGCUUUUCGGUCCCUAAGGCACGACGGCUAUCAUGCUACCGAGGAGACCGCCGCCUGCGACGACCACGAGGACAGGAGGACUGACCACGAAGCGGUUCUCGCUUCCGGUCAGCCCACCUGCACAGGUUGCCGGCCUUACAGAUGUCAGGAGAGCGAAACGGUUGAGAAAAAGGAGACUCUGAAGCGACGUAUGCCCGAAUCGGAUGGGAUCGGCGCGGUGUACCGGAAGCUGCGGCUUUGUCUGGGCCUGUUCAAGAACGCGAGUAAGAACGACGAAGCGGAAGACGACGAUGAAGAGAAGAGGCAUCGGUUAAGAUGGUGUCGCGGGGACUUCCGACGAAUCGUGGAAAUGGCGGCGAGAGCUUUGCUCUUUGGCAUCGCGCUCCUCGUCACACCAGGACUCUGUCAGCAGGACGCGGUACACAUCACGGCGAUCCUCGGGGAGAGCGUAGUCUUCAACUGUCACGUAGAGUUCCCCGGUGAGCACCCAGUGCCCUACGUUCUCCAAUGGGAGAAGAAGGGGCAGGAGACGCCGAUAUACAUAUGGUACGAGUCGUAUCCGACCCACAGUGGCGAGGGCUACGAGGGCCGCGUUUCGAGGGUGAGCGAGAACUCGCCUUACGGCCAGGCCAGCCUCAAUCUGACGAACAUCCGCGAGAGCGAUCAGGGAUGGUACAAGUGCAAGGUCGUCUUCCUCAACAGGUCGCCCAACAAUCACAAGAACGGUACCUGGUUUCAUCUAGACGUCCACGCACCACCCAGAUUCAGCGUUACGCCGGAAGAAAUGAUAUACGUGAAUCUAGGCGAUGCGAUAAUACUCAACUGCCAGGCUGAGGGUACUCCGACGCCCGAGAUCCUUUGGUACAAGGACGCGAAUCCCGUCGAGCCCAACGGACGAGACGUCGGGAUAUUCAACGACGGCACCGAGCUCCGGCUCUCGACGAUCAAGACCGAGGACAUCGGCGAUUACACGUGCAUCGCCAGGAACGGCGAGGGCCAGAUCAGCCACACCGCGCGUGUCAUUAUCGCGGGUGGUGCCGUAAUUACGUUACCGCCGACGAACCAAACGAAACUGGAAGGCGAGAGAGUGGAAUUUACCUGCGAGGCAAAGGCUCUUCCGGGUAACGUGACGGUGCGUUGGUUUCGCGAAGGCGCUCCCGUUACGGAAGUCUCGGCUAUGGAGACCCGAGUGACCAUCAAGAGGGACAACUCGUUGGUUAUUCAACCCGCCAGCGCCGACGACUCCGGACAGUAUCUGUGCGAAGUCAGCAACGGCAUCGGCGAUCCGCAAACUGCCAGCGCCUAUCUGAACGUCGAGUAUCCGGCGAAAGUCACGUUCACCCCGACUGUCCAGUACCUGCCGUUCCGUAUGGCCGGUGUGGUCCAGUGUCACAUAAAGGCCAAUCCGCCUCUGCAAUACGUGACCUGGACCAAAGACAAACGCCUACUAGAACCUUAUCAGACGAAGGACAUCGUUAUCAUGAACAAUGGCUCCCUGCUGUUUACACGGGUCAAUGAGAAUCACCAAGGCAGAUAUACCUGCACGCCUUAUAACGCCCACGGCACGCAGGGCAGUUCGGGUGUGAUGGAGGUCCUCGUUCGGAACCCGCCAGUCUUCACUGUGGAGCCCGAGCCGGUGUACACGAAAAAGGUCGGCGAGACGGUCGAGAUGCACUGCGAGGCUCAAGAGGCCGAGGGAACGCAGAAACCAACGAUACAGUGGCAUCGGAGGGAUGGUGGCCCCAUCCAACGUAGUCGCGCGAAGACCCUCGGGGGCAAUCUGACGAUAGAAAGCCUUCGGCGCGCGGACUUCGGCUUUUAUCAGUGUGUUGCCAGCAACGAAGUCGCCACCAUCUCAUCCUCGACGCAACUGAUCGUCGAGGGCACGCAACCCCAUGCACCUUACAACGUGUCAGGCACAGCCACGCAAUUCUCGGUAACGCUAACCUGGUUACCAGGCUAUUCCGGCGGUCCUGAUUACAAACAGGAUUAUACUAUCUGGUAUCGGGAAUCAGGAACUUCGGAUUGGAAGACAAUCCCCGUGACCCCGUCGGGCAGCACAACGGUGACGAUCGGCAGUCUCACGCCUAGCACGCUGUACGAGUUCCAGGUAAUCGGAAAGAACGCUCUGGGCGAGGGAAUGCUGAGCAAAGUCAUCACAGUCAGGACGCUCGACAUUCUUGACUAUAAAACUCUCGUAUUACCGACUGAUUCUACAGGAAAUCCCGUUUAUCCGAUGAUCGUACGACCAAAAGGACCAAAGCCAGGACCUCCCCGAAACCUGACGGUGACGGAAGUCAGCAACGGUUUCCUGAUAACCUGGCAACCUCCUGUGGAUCGUAGCCAUCUUAUCCAAUUCUACACUAUCAAGUACAAGACGGACGGACCUUGGAAAACGCUCAACAAGGGCCAAAUACGACCCGAAGAGACCAGUUAUUUAGUGAAGAACCUGGUCGGUGGUAGGACCUACUAUUUCCAAGUGUUCGCCAACGCGGCUACGAAUUACGGUGUGAGCGACCAGGUGAAGUUUCCCGUGCCGGCUCGCGUCAAGCACAAAGCGAUCACCGCGGGCGUUGUGGGCGGCAUCCUCUUCUUUCUCGUCGCCAUCAUUCUCAGUAUAUGCGCGGUGAAGAUAUGCAACAAGCGGAAAAGACGAAAACAGGAGAAAGAACUGCUUUCAGCGUAUAACAUGGUGGCCUGCCGGGUCACCGACGCCAGGAACGGCGCAGGGCAGGGGCCCCAGGGAACAGUGCCUUUGAAAAAACCUAGAAAAAGCCGAGUACCAGGUUUAAAACUCCUGAAGGAGAUUCUGAGCCCGGGCACUCCGGACUCCUGCCGCUGUCGUCCGUUGGGCAAGAUCUCCCGGGCGGCCGACGGACGCUUCGUCGUGGCGGACUCGGUGCUCAGCUCGACCAACAACAGCAUCCUGGACGUUUCCAGCAGCGACGAUGGCGGUUUCCUGCCAAAGCAACGGCUCAAGUCCUCCUGGAGGCGUCCGUUGGUCGGUACCAGCCAGCUCAGCCUGAGAUCCGACGGCAGCGGCGUGUCCAUAGGUCCGUUGCGAUCGACCGGUUACUGUCAUCACGAUCCCGCCACCCUGACGAGGAUACCGCCCGCGAAUGUCUGCACAAUUGUGUCGCCCAGGUUUCUGGCCAGUUCGCCGAGCGGAGCUCCCGUCUGGAACCCUCUGUACUUUAGCGAUCUCAGCUCGGUUAAACAACCAUCCUCCGGCGAACGUUCCUUUCCGACGCCGCCUGGUUACCUUCAGCUGCGCAGCGUGCACCAGCGAUACAGCCAGGAGUUGCCAUCGCUCAGGGCAAUUCACGCUGAGUCCAGGCGAUUCGUGCCGGUUCAACCGCUCGCCACGUCCUCGCCGCCACAACCGGCCGGACGACCGAGAGCAAGGCUGCCGCCGAGGCACGCCAGACAUGCCCGAUCGGCGCCUGAGCUUGCGGCCUCGCCCGAUCUGGAAACCUCGCCCGAGAGCAGAUCCAGCAGCUCGGGUUUUGGCAGCAAGAACACCUCGCAACAAAAUCAGAGUUCAAGGAGUGGCAGCACAGUGGCUGAAUGGCGACCGCCACCCUACCGGCCGCCCCCGCCGCCUCUCGUGGGUCGCUGGCUCGAGCUCCAAGAUCAGCCCAAAGUGGGACAUACGCACAUACAGAACGCCGUGGACGCCGGCAGUGUCGACGGCCAUUACGAGUUCGAUCCGGUAUCGUGCACACCGACGCCCACGUCGGCCUCGACGCCUACGCGCGAGGAGCGGCCACCGAUGCAUCAGAUCCACACCAUCCACGUUCCCCACAUUCAUCAGGUGCACACGGUACAACAUCAUCAGGCGCCAAGGUACAACAGAGACAACAUAGAGGCCAGGGUGCAGGCGAUGAAAGCGGAGUUUCAUCAGUUUCGACAAAGACAGGCGAGAAGAAGGCAAAGCGCGCAUUUGGAAAGUGCGUGUUGAAGAGAACUCUCGAAACUUGACUCGAUCGAUUAAAUGUUCGCAUUCUUUAAGGACGCUGCGUAGUUAUAAGUCUACUGACGAGAGUGAAAAUAUAUUUAAGUCAGAGCAAGAGAAAAUUGCAUGAGAGAUGAGGACACGUUACAGCUAGUUCGACUGAUUACGGUACAGUAAAGUGGUGGUAACAGAAGCGGUUACUACAGAGAGAGAGAGAGAGAGAGAAACAAUUCACGACGUGACGGAACAGCACACACUCGAAGAGCUGGACGAUGAAAACGAAAGAAUCUAAAAGGAUACUGUUUCGUGAUGAGAGAUGAUUCGGUUCUUAUCUUAACGGGGUAGAGAGGACUGCGUUUCGACGUAACGACGACACGAUCAUCACCAAAGACCAACCGCCGCAGCAGCACAACGACGAUCAUCAUCACACGUGAUUUUGCAUUAGAGGAGUUUUAAGUCAAUUCUAGUAGCUGGACAUCCAUCUACAAAAGAAGGCUGUUAUAAACGUCAGCUCAGGAGUAUAUAAGUUUUCGCACAACCACUGAGAUGGAAGCGACGUAGUAGAAAAAAAAAAACAAAAAAAAAAUAAAAAUAAAAAACCGUACGUUAAGACGAUAAUUCUUCGGAGUCUCGCUCGUUUACCGAUUUAGAAGGAUCGUCGAGCAUUCUUCGGGGGAAGCAAUCUCGAUAUCAUUCACCCACGGGGGAUUUACUCGGUGGGAUUUACCCAGCGACGUUCAGCGACAUCGAUCGCGCUAGGGGGAUCUAUAAAUGUAGAAACGAAGCGCGAAAAAAAAACAAAAAAACAAAAAAAAAAACGAAAAAACGUUCGAAUCCGAUUAUUAUUGGUCAUAUCCCGCGUACACCAACCACGCCUACGUCCGGUUUAGAGGACCGUGAUUUUUAACGUUACUACAUAUAAAUAUAUAUAUACAUAUAUAUAUAAUAUAAUGUAGAGGAACAUAAAUAAAGAGUUUACGUGAACGAGUAAUAAGGGAAGGACAAUUUUUUUAACUCAGUGGAACUGUCCUAGAGAAUAGGAAGUGCGCAGAGGAAGAAAACCACUCCCGGCUGGCUCAAAGGGAUGCUAUUAUUACGAUGCUGUCCCGCGUCGCGACCGAAAAACGGGAAAAACGAGAAGAAAAAAGAAAAAAGAAAAAGAAACGUAGGAGGACAUAGUUACGUCGGCAUGAUACUCCAAAGAAACUGUACCACUGUACAUGCUCUUCGUAUAUCUUUAAAGAAAAAAAAAAAGAAAAAACGAACUGUAAGAUUAAAUUUAAUCGUACACUGUAAGUAAUAAUUGAAAAAAAAAAAAAACGAAAGGGAAACUAAAAAAGUAAGAUAAUCGAAGAAUUACCACAUACAUACACACACACACACACAAACACACACACACAUAUACAGAAAGACACAAACACACACAAAAGUAAUUAUAUCGAUGAGCAAUGGACUCGAAACGUGAUAUUAGGCCGAAGCUUGCCUCGAGAUUGCUUAAGGACUCACUCAUACUGCACUGCCUGUUUAGGGUUUCGCUAGCAACCCAACAUAUUAUCGGCACAAUAAUUUUUCUUAAGCAACGUAAAAAAAAAAAAAAAAAAAAAUAAACUCGAGAAUAAGAAUAACGUUCUUUGAAUCUACGCGCGGUCGGCCGGUGCAGAGCGACGGCUGCGCGCGCACGCUUACCACGCGCGCUGCUAUGUUGGCAACACGGUGUGGUCAAAUCACCUAUCGGCACUCCGGGAUCUCUACCGGACGCCCUUUUCGAAUUAGACUAGCAGCGCGAACGUGUUCGAACUUGAAAAAAAAAAAAAAGAAAAGAAAAGAAAAGAAAUCUUGCACGCAAAAGAGAAGAGAAUAAUUUUCUUUUCAACGAACUGCUGAUGAGAGAAGAAUCCAACUGUGCGUUUCAUUUCAUACGAAGACUUUUGUCGUCAAAUAUAAUUAUAAGCAAAACUCUAAAAUAAAUAUAAGUAAAGAUAUAUAAAUAAUUAAGUAGAGAAGGGCGACCGAUAGGAACGCGCGAUCAUCACCGCCGAAAGUGGCGUGCGCGCGUACACACACACACAUGCGCCGAUUACGCCGGAGUUCGUAUAUUAGAGAGAAAACGAAUAAGACACACGCGACACACGCGCAAGGAUACACAAUCCUAAUACAAUUGACACGUUAAACACAUACACACACACAUACACACAUAUACACAUAUACGAAAGAGGCGUUCUUCGAGACCCACCUAAUUCUCAUCAAACGCAUCAGAUCAUCUCGAAUCUCGUGAGAUCGGGGGCCGGCGUUCGCCGAUCGCGGGAGUUUUCGGACAAAUCUACGGGCUAAUCAGUGUCGAGCCGCGCGACCUAACGACGACGUAAAAAACGUCUCUCUCCCCGGCGAGACGGGGAUCCGGCGGCGCGCUCGUUCCUCUUCUUACCCUUUUUUUCUAAUUUUCUCUACACGCGCGAUCUGGAGACUCUCUCCCCUCCCCAAAUGUGAAAAUCGCGAUCGGUUCCCGGCCCGCGGCCUCCGAGGCGUUUUACUUUCUUUAUAGUACAAACACUUAUUUAUAUAUAUAUAUAUAUAUAUACAUAUAUAUAUAUGUACGUAUUAUACAUAUUUAUUAUAAAUAUUAGCAAGGGCCCUACACUCACGAUUCAACUAUACUUCGACGAACCGUAAUGUCGAGGAGAGAAAAAACAAACAGAGGAAGACGAAUAUAAAAAUAAAAAUAAAAAAAAAAAGAAUUUGGCGUGGACGCCGUAACGAGGCGGGACGCUCUGUACAAUUUCGUUAAAAUACGCAUAUGUGCGUGUAUGUGUGCGUGCGUACGACGUGCGAAUGUGCGGAAUGAGACGAGGACGAGCGAAGAGACUGCGAGCGAGAAUGUAAACACGGAAUGUGAGUAAGAGUGCGGUUGUUGAGACAAAAAAAAAAAAAAAAAAACGUAAAACUAAAUGUUAA